CAGAAUCGUCCAAUCAGUGGAUGAGUGAAAAAGGCUGAGGCGAUAUUAGAGUUCUGAUUGGACGAAACUAUGAACACCCCCGGCUGAGACAAUCUGACAUUCACACAAUCGGCAAAACCUUCCCAUGACUAUUGGAGGGACUACAGAAACCGCAUAAGCAAAAUGCAAUUGGGCAUAUAUGGACAAAAAAUUGUUUUAUUUCCCCGCGUCCGAUCAAUUUAGGUCUAGAUUACUUUGUCUGAAGUAAUAAAAAAAAGAGUCGUCCCGGUUCGCGUGUACAUCAUUUUAACCAAAGUGUUUCCAGGCAUAGUUACAUUGAACAUGGAUUUCGUUCUCGGCGGCGUGGCUGCAUGUGGUGCUUGCUUAUUUACAAACCCUUUAGAGGUCGUGAAAACUCGGAUGCAACUGCAAGGAGAACUAAAAAGCCGAGGGACCUACCAGAUUUAUUAUAGGAACGUGUUUCACGCCUUUUACACGAUAGGUAAAAUAGAUGGACUGGCCGGUCUACAGAAGGGAUUGGUACCCGGAUUGGUUUAUCAGAUGUGUAUGAAUGGGGUCCGGCUGGGGUCUUACGCCAUCAUCGAGUCCUUGGGCUACAUUCACACGGACGGAAGGGUCAGCGCGGCAAAGAGCACAGUGGCCGGGGCCGUUGCCGGUGUUGUUGGAGCAGUUAUGGGAAGCCCGAUUUACCUGGUAAAGACACACCUUCAGAGUCAGGCAACUUCCUCUAUUGCAGUUGGCCACCAGUAUAAACAUCGGGGAAUGGUGCAUGCGCUAAUGAACAUCCACAAACAGCACGGCAUUCUAGGAUUAUGGAGGGGGGCAAGUGCAGCAGUCCCAAGAGUCAGCGUGGGAUCAGCCGCUCAACUCUCCACCUUCUCUGCCUCUAAAGAAUUAGUCAUUGAUUUACAGCUUUUCCCAGAGGGCAGCUGGUUAAUAGCUCUCAGUGCUGGUAUGAUCAGUAGUGUAGUGGUUGUAUCGGCUAUGACACCUUUUGAUGUGAUUAGCACUCGCCUUUACAACCAGCCUGUGGACCAUCUCGGCAAGGGCAUACUGUACAGAAGUUUUUCGGACUGCUUCUCAAAGACGCUGAAGAAGGAAGGUAUGACUGGUCUUUAUAAAGGUCUCGGAGCCUCUUACUUCCGGCUCGGUCCGCACACCAUCCUCUCUUUAGUUUUGUGGAACGAGUUGCGUACUUUGUAUCACAGCCACUAGUGUUUCACUAUCAACUUGAUGUUUUAAGAACCGAUUUUUUAAAGAUAAUGAAAUAUUAACAAAUAUGUGAUAUAGUAAUAAUUUAUAUUUAAUUACUAACAGCAAGGGACUGUUUAAAAGAUCUCUUAUCACAAACAUAUGCAACUUGGAAUACGACUUGAUUAAGAACACACAUUUAAAGGGAUAGUUCACCCACAAAUGGGAAUUCUGUUAUAAUUUACUCACCCUCGUCCACUACCAUAGUUGAAAAAAAUAUUGUAUAUUUUUGUUCUGUUUUACACCUAUUAUGGUAGUCAAUGAUGUUCCAGAACUGACAAUUGCUUACAUUCUUCAAAAUAUCUCUCUUUGGUUAUCAGAACAGAAGUCAUUUAUACAGGUAUGAAAUAACAUUAGGGUGAGUAAAUGAUGACAGAAUUUCUAUUUUUGGGUGAACUAUCCCUUUAAAAAACUCACAAAGGAAAAGUACUGGUGCUUAUCCAUACUGUAACAAAGUCCUUUAAGGAAAAUCACUGUGCUCAGAGGCCAUAUUUGCAGUGCCUCAGGCAGCUAUUUCAACCAUAUAACACCAAGUCUUGUCUACUAUUAAUAACAAAAACAUUAUUAGAAAGGACUGAAUGCAGAAGGUUGAGUUAUUUCUAUGCUCUUAUACCUUACACUCCAGCUGUUUACAAAGGGUUUUAUUAAGGAAAAGAAAUCUGCACUUAAAUCAACAUUACUGUAAAUUGUGUUCUUCAGAAGAAGAUUGUUUAUGCAAAUGUAUAACAUGCCAUUGUUAAAUUGUGGAUUGUAGUGGUUGACCGAUUUAUUGGCUAUGAAGUGGGUUUUCACCAUAUUACAGGUGCAUUUCAAAUUGUCAAAAUCUUUUAGAACUGUUAUCAACUGUUACCUGAAAAAAUAAUCAGUAGAGAUAAAUGAAAAUGAAUGCAUAAUUAAUGAAUAUUAACUUAUAUUUGACUUAUACUUUUAACCUUUUCCCAAAGAUUAAAUGUGAGCUUCUGCAUCUGCAUGCCAUGGUGAAUGGUAUAGUAUGAAUCACAUGUACUGUACUGAAUGUUGUUCUUAGAGAAUAUAAACAUUUGUUGUUUUAGUAUUUCCUCGGAGGGCUGUAGGAUUACUGCUGCUGUGUUUUCAUCAUGUUUAGAAGGACAAACACUUACAGUACAUUAAACAGAAGUUAAAAUGAAACAUCAUUACCAAACAUAAAAUCAAAAGUCGUCUGUUUUGUUCUGCUGGUGCCUUUAUGUAAGGAUUUCUGUUGCAGUUGCUGGAAAAUUCAUAAUGAAUUAAUAACAGCACUGUAGAAUCAAACCAUACCAUUUUAGUUAUAAGACUGCCAAUUUGAAUAAAAGAAAUCCAAUAAUAUUUGCUGAAAAAAACAGGACAUACGAUCACCAUUUGCCUUACAUUAAAGGUAUUUGU
This is a messenger RNA of Triplophysa dalaica, 2634 nucleotides long. RefSeq names its product solute carrier family 25 member 35 (gene slc25a35). The record is from RefSeq and is a predicted model, not a curated record. NCBI's taxonomy places the organism in Eukaryota, Metazoa, Chordata, Actinopteri, Cypriniformes, Nemacheilidae. Bases 322 to 1215 code for a protein of 297 amino acids. The transcript is spliced from 5 exons.